AGAGUGAUCAUUGCUUCUGGUUUUGUGGGUAUUUUGCAAGAUUUUUCCACUUUUGAAGUUUCCUACAGACUUCACAGGAGGACAUGUCUACCAACCAGUAUUCUCAGCUGUUUUAUCUUAUUUGCCUUUGUGCGUUCAGUUGCACACAAGUCUUUGGAUAUCAGAGUAUCAUCUCUGUGAAUAAUGGAGGCCUCCUUGGAGAAUGGAAGUUUAUUGAGAAGUGUCCUAAAGGAUGGUUUGCUCGUGGAUUCAGUUUGAAGGUUGACUCUGGUGAAGGAUUAUUGGAUGACACAGCACUGAAUGGAAUACAAUUGCAUUGUACACCUUCACCAACCUCUAAUAUGUCAAAAACUAUUGAAUCGUUGUCUGGAAAAUGGGGAUCAUGGACAAAGUCACGAUGGUGCCACAGCGGUUUCCUUAGAGGUUUUGUUUUGCAAGUACAGCCACCUCAAGGAUAUGGUGAUGACACAGCAGCUAACAAUAUCAUGUUCACAUGUUCGAAUUAUGAAAUCCUUCUAGGCCUAGGAGGAAAUCGGGGAAACUGGGGGAUUCAAAGCAAUUUCUGUGGGACAGGCAUCUGCGGCAUACAAACAAGGCAGGAGUCUCCACAAGGCUUCCUGAACGAUGACACUGCUCUAAAUGAUGUCCGCUUUUACUGCUGUCACGAUGAUGAUGUGCACUAAAAUAUCAAGUGUGUGUUAAAGGUGACACAGCACUUCUUAAAAUGAAUGCAGCUUUUAAAUGUUAGAAAAUGAUAAAAGUAUGUGAAAAAUAUAUGGCUAGUAAGACUCAAAAAUAAUCCCUCAAUUUAUGCAUUUUUUCAUUUUAAAUACGCAUCAAUGGGGACAAGAUUAAAACAGCUAUUAUUAAGCCAAAUAUUUUUUAGGAAACGAGCUUUACCUGCAUGUAACAGUAUAUCACAUGAUGGCAAUAUGCUUCUAUUUUGCACUAUUGUGAAUCUUGAUAUUUGCAAAAUAAAGAGAAAAAUAUGCCUAAUUUGUCAAUGUUCAAUGAUAUUGUAUAAAAAUUAAUUUGCCACGAGAAACAUAACAAGGGUAUCAAAAUAGAAAUUUGCUAUCUCACGCCAUUUUAAUCCUAAAGGAAAUGAAUACUCCACCCAAAAAUGAGAUUUUAUUCUAUGCAUAUGUUAAUUACCUCAUGUAGUUUGUAGUGAUGGCUGUGAAAAAUUUGUAAUCUCAUGUUUACAUGCAGAAUGGAGAUAAAAAGUUAUUUACUAAUCUGCACCCCCCCC
Molecule: messenger RNA, 1252 nt
Organism: Erpetoichthys calabaricus (reedfish)
Lineage: Eukaryota; Metazoa; Chordata; Cladistia; Polypteriformes; Polypteridae
Product: vitelline membrane outer layer protein 1 homolog
Exons: 6
Coding region: 84-683 (199 amino acids)
Source: RefSeq, a predicted model, not a curated record